GGCAUUUUCACUUUUUGAGCUUCCGUCAGUAAAUCGCGUAAUAUUGCGUAGGUAAUUUUUUAUCUGUGUAAUUUACUGAAUUUAUAAAUCUGAAAUGACUACUGUGAUGAACGGAGAUCAGAAGAAUCAUAAAAUGAUAAUGAGAGAUUUUGCUAGGCUUGCAUAUUAAUUAAAUAUGUGGAAGAAUUUGGUGAAAUUCAUCACAGUUCAGUUCCAUUGGUUUCCUAAAUCAUCUGUUACAACAGUUGCUACUUUAAUGAGACCUCUUUCUGAUUUAGAGAUGAAAAAGAAAAUGCCAGCAGGGAAAGGUAUAGAUUUGGACAGUGAAGAUGAACUUGACAGUCAACAGAAGUUUGUUUUGAAAACACCAAAAGGUACUCGUGAUUUUGGUCCUGCACAGAUGGCUUGUAGAGAAAAAGUCUUUGAAAAAAUUAUAAAGUGUUUCAAGAGACAUGGAGCUGAAACUAUUGAUACUCCUGUUUUUGAAUUGAAAGAAACAUUGACUGGAAAAUAUGGUGAAGAUAGUAAGUUGAUCUAUGAUCUUGCUAAUCAAGGAGGUGAAAUAUUGUCAUUAAGAUAUGACCUAACUGUUCCGCUAGCUAGAUAUCUAGCUAUGAAUAAAAUAGCAAACUUGAAGAGGUAUCAUAUUGGAAAAGUUUAUCGCCGAGAUGCCCCAUCUAUAGCAAAAGGUCGUUACAGAGAAUUUUACCAAUGUGAUUUUGAUAUUGCUGGGCAAUACAGUGAAAUGAUUCCUGAUGUGGAAUGUGUUCGAAUAAUGAAAGAAAUCUUGAGUGACCUAGAUAUUGGCGACUACACAAUCAAAGUAAAUCACAGGCAAGUUCUUGAUGGCAUGUUUGAUGUUUGUGGUGUUCCUGCUGAUAAAUUUAGAACGAUCUGCUCAUCUGUUGAUAAACUUGACAAAACAGAAUGGGAAGAAGUUAGGGCUGAAAUGGUAAAUGAGAAAAAUUUACCUGAAGAUGUAGCUGAUAAAAUUGGUCAGUAUGUUAAAAAACAUGGUGGUGCAGAGUUAGUAGAUGAACUGUUACAGUCAGGAGAUCUUGCUCAGAACAAAUUAGCAAAACAAGGUUUAGAAUCUAUGAAGCUGUUUUUCGUUUAUUGUGAUUUGUAUGAUGUAUUGGACAAGGUGUGUUUUGAUCUGAGUUUAGCAAGAGGUCUUGAUUAUUACACAGGGAUCAUUUUUGAAGCUGUAUUAACAGGGAAUCAAUCUAAUCUCAGUGACAUGGAUGGUGAGUCGACAAGAGUUGGCAGUAUUGCAGGCGGAGGACGUUAUGAUAAUCUAGUUGGAAUGUUUGACUCAAAGCACAAGAAUGUAUCUUGUGUUGGCAUGAGUAUUGGUGUGGAACGCAUUUUUGCCUUAAUGGAAUCAAAGCUAAAACUGGAAAAUGAUGGAAAAAUAAGAACUACUGAAACAGAAGUAUUUGUGGCAACAGCUCAGAAAAAACUAGCUCAUCACAGAAUGCAGUUAUGUCGAGAAUUAUGGGAUGCUGGCCUUAAAGCAGAACAUUCCUAUAAAUUAAAUCCUAGGCUUCUGGACCAGCUACAGUUUUGCGAAGGUCAUGGUAUACCUUAUGCUAUUAUCAUUGGAGAAUCUGAGCUUCAAAAUGGCAUUGUAAAAUUAAGAAUUAUUGAGACAAGAGAAGAGAUUGAAGUUCCUAGAACUGCUAUUGUUGAAGAACUGAAGAAAAGGUGCAGAAGUAUACAAGUAGCUGAGAAUGGAUGUGAUCCGUAGCAUUGUAUUUUAAAUAGACUGUUUUAAAAUUUUUGCUCCAUGUUUUUAUCAUGGCUUUAUUUAGUAUUUAUUUUGUGUAUUUAAUAAAAGAGAUGAACAUUUAAUACAUUAAUAUUUAAAUUUGCAUUUGUGCCUCAUUUGUUCUUGAAGUUUGUUAUAUUGAAUAUUUAUUUGUUGACUCAUCCGGCAUGUAAGGAUUUAAUUUGUUGCUAUAUUGUAAUGAAUUUUAAAUUUUGUGAUAGAAAUAUCAAUAGUUUUCAUAAUUAUUUUGACUGGUCUGUACUGUAAAUUAUUUCCUGCUUUUAUAUAAAUUUUGUAUAUGUCUUUGUACAAACCAAAGCUAUUAAUCUAAAUACCAAAGAAUAUUCCAUUAAUAAAAUGGAUAUUGUUUACAA
Molecule: messenger RNA, 2145 nt
Organism: Stegodyphus dumicola
Lineage: Eukaryota; Metazoa; Arthropoda; Arachnida; Araneae; Eresidae
Gene: HisRS
Product: histidine--tRNA ligase
Biological process (GO): histidyl-tRNA aminoacylation; mitochondrial translation
Cellular component (GO): cytosol; cytoplasm; mitochondrion
Molecular function (GO): ATP binding; histidine-tRNA ligase activity; RNA binding
Source: RefSeq, a predicted model, not a curated record